GUUCGAACUUUUCUGCAGCCACACAGCUAGGUAUCCCCAACGAACCGGCACCGAGACCCCUCGACUUCCAGCUGCCUUGAGAGGUCACGUUUGUUAAACGCCCACGAACUUUCUCGUCCUCGUCCGCAAUCAGGAGAUAGUGAAAGCAUCGUAAUGUCGGAACGCGUGAUCCUGUCGAAGGACUCGGUCUAUCAGCAGAUCAAGGAUUACUACAACGCCAACGGGGCGUCGAUUAACAUCAAGAAACUGUUCGACGAGGACGACAUUCGCUUCGACAAGUUCCACCUUAAGUUAACGACCCCGGCCGAUGGAGACUUCCUGCUGGACUACUCCAAGAACCGCGUCACCGAUGACGCCUGGAAUCUGCUGCUGGAGCUGGCUGAAUCACGGGAUGUCGUGAAAAUGCGUAACGACAUGUUCAAUGGCGAGCGUAUCAACGUGACGGAGAAUCGAGCAGUUCUGCACGUAGCUCUGCGUAACCGCUCCAACAAGCCCAUCAUGGUGGACGGCAAGGACGUGAUGCCGGAAGUGAACGCGGUGCUGGAUCACAUGAAAGAGUUCACCGAGCAGAUCCACAGUGGAGCGUGGCGCGGUUAUACCAACAAGAAGAUCAGCGACGUCGUUAACAUCGGUAUCGGCGGAUCGGAUCUUGGUCCGCUCAUGGUGACGGAAGCGCUUAAACCGUACAACCAAGGCAUCCGGUCGCAUUUUGUGUCGAACGUGGACGGAACGCACAUCGCAGAGACGCUGAAGAAGCUGGAUCCCGAGACGACGUUGUUUAUUAUCGCCUCGAAGACGUUCACCACGCAGGAGACGAUCACGAAUGCGACCGCCGCCAAGCGCUGGUUCCUUGAACGGUGUGGUGAGAAGGAACACGUUGCGAAGCAUUUCGUGGCGCUGUCCACCAACAAGGAGAAGGUGGCCGCGUUCGGGAUUGACACCAGAAACAUGUUCGAGUUCUGGGACUGGGUUGGUGGACGUUACUCGCUCUGGUCCGCCAUCGGUUUGUCCAUUUCGCUGGCUAUUGGGUUCGACAAUUUCGAGAAGCUGCUGGAGGGUGCUCACUACAUGGAUAACCAUUUCAUGACCGCUCCGUUGAACGAGAAUGCUCCGGUCAUUUUGGCUCUUAUGGGUAUUUGGUACUCGAACUUCUACGGUGCCGAAACGCACGCUCUACUGCCAUAUGAUCAGUAUCUGCACCGGUUUGCCGCGUACUUCCAGCAGGGCGAUAUGGAAAGCAACGGCAAGGGCGUCACCAAGGCUGGGGAGAAAGUGGACUUUGCCACGGGACCGAUCGUUUGGGGAGAACCUGGCACCAACGGUCAGCACGCUUUCUACCAGUUGAUCCAUCAGGGCACUCGGCUGAUUCCGUGCGAUUUCAUCGCUCCAGUCCAGACGCACAACCCUGUGGAGGAGGGCGCGAUGCAUACGAUCCUGCUGGCGAACUAUCUGGCCCAGACGGAGGCCCUUAUGAUGGGCAAAUCGGCUGAGCAAGCGCGUGGCGAGCUGGAGAAGGCCGGUCUGGCUGGGGAUGCCCUCGAGAAGCUGCUACCGCACAAGGUGUUCACCGGAAAUCGACCCACAAACUCGAUCCUGGUGAAGAAGGUGACUCCAUUCGUGCUCGGAGCGCUGAUCGCGAUGUACGAACACAAGAUCUUCACCCAAGGCGUUAUUUGGGACGUGAAUUCGUUCGAUCAGUGGGGUGUCGAGCUGGGAAAGCAGCUGGCCAAGGCGAUCGAAGUCGAUCUGGUCGAUCCGAAUCAGACCACCACGCACGAUUCCUCCACCAACGGACUGAUCAACUUUAUCAAGAUCAACCAGGAGAAAUAAGACGUCUACUGGUUCAGCAUCUAUUUAUUGAAUAGCAACAGCAAACACUGAGCAAAUGAAAAAUAUAUCUUACACAUUCGUAGGCACACACAGACACACCCCCCUUUGUAGCAUCUCCCUUGCCGUCGGCUGUAAACCUCGGAUAUGGGGGAGCUUUCGUGACAUGUAACAUGCGUACACCUCGAUCUCACCUCCAGUAGAUGUGCAAAAGUCGGCAAUGGUCGUGGCGCUGCGAUAUCUUACCCUUUAACACACGUACACGUCAAUGGAGCAUUGCUAGGGCAGUUGGACAGGACUAACAAUAGAGCCUAACCGUGCAAUAUUAUUCAGUAGUAGCUUACCGACACUGUGUCACGUGAAUGAAACACGCUAAAUGUACCAAUAAAGUUAACUACGUUAA
Messenger RNA from Anopheles nili, 2230 nucleotides. It is a transcript of the gene Pgi, whose product is annotated as glucose-6-phosphate isomerase. The record is from RefSeq and is a predicted model, not a curated record. Lineage: Eukaryota; Metazoa; Arthropoda; Insecta; Diptera; Culicidae. The transcript is spliced from 5 exons. The coding region runs from base 154 to 1830 and encodes 558 amino acids. Gene Ontology annotation, cellular component: cytosol. Gene Ontology annotation, molecular function: carbohydrate derivative binding; monosaccharide binding; glucose-6-phosphate isomerase activity. Gene Ontology annotation, biological process: glycolytic process; gluconeogenesis; glucose 6-phosphate metabolic process.